This is a messenger RNA of Emys orbicularis (European pond turtle), 2672 nucleotides long. RefSeq lists its product as uncharacterized. The transcript is spliced from 12 exons. Gene Ontology annotation, biological process: dephosphorylation. NCBI's taxonomy places the organism in Eukaryota, Metazoa, Chordata, Testudines, Emydidae. Gene Ontology annotation, molecular function: polynucleotide 5'-phosphatase activity. The coding region runs from base 231 to 2237 and encodes 668 amino acids. The record is from RefSeq and is a predicted model, not a curated record.
CCGCUUGUUGUUGAGCAAGCGAACUAGGAUAUUCGUGACCCGAUCGGCAACUGAUGAGCACGCGCAGUGUGAAACAGUAGCUGGCCGGUUGCUGAGCCUGCGCAGUGCGGAGCCUUUCGGGAAGGUUCUGUGUCGUCUGUUUCGCUACUACAGCUUUUCUCUUCAAGGAAAAUCCGUUCAGGUGCCCACUUUCACCGUUGCCUCCUGCUCUGCCUGCUCCCGCUUUCAGCAUGGUAAAGAAGAAUACUAUCCCCGAUGGAUGGCGGACUUUGACACCAGUUGGACAGCCUAUACCAGGAACGAGAUUCAUUGCUUUCAAAGUGCCUUUAAAAGGGGCAAUUAACCAGAGACUUACUCCAACCCAGAAAUUUACACCCAAAGACCUGAUUGCUGCAAUGAAAGCCCUAAAUGUGGAACUUGGAUUAAUUAUUGAUUUAACAUAUACCACACGGUAUUAUGAAGUUAAGGAUUUACCUAAAAGUGUGCAGUAUAAGAAACUGUAUACUGUUGGACUUGAAGUCCCCGAUAAUGCUACUAUUCUACAAUUCAAAAAAUGGGUCAGAAAGUUCCUUUGGGAAAAUGCAGGAAAUGAUAAACUCAUUGGCGUUCAUUGUACCAAUGGAAUUAAUAGAACUGGCUACCUUAUAUCCAUGUUUUUUGUCAGAUACCUUAUUGAUGUUGAAGGUUGGGAUCCAGAGACAGCAAUUCAAGCUUUUGGUGAUGCUAGAGGUCAUCGUAUGGAUGGUCUUGUAUAUCUAACAGAUCUCAGAACUCAGCCAAUGAGAAGUAAUCUUGGAAUGGAUGUAUGGGAUCCUGAUGAAGAUAUUAUACCCCCACCAAAUGUGAUGGAAGGACCUGUAGAUAGGUUCCCAAAUGAAGAUUUUCCUGGGCCGGGGAAAAGAUUAAGAAUUUAUGAUGAUGACCACUCUCACAAUGAUUUACAAGGACAGAUACAGUUGAGAGAUUUUGAUUUCAUUAACAAGGGACCUGGACAAAGACGAAGACCAUUUCAUGACCACCAAUCUCAGGAUGAUUUACAAGCGCCAAUGCAAAUGAGAGAUUGGGACUACAACAGGGGACCCGGACAAAGGCGAAGACCUUUUCCUGACCACCAGUUUUAUGAUGACUAUCAAGAAGACAUGCAGCUGAAAGAUCUCGAUUUCAGUAACAAAGGGCCUGGACAAAGACUGAGACCUUUUCAUGGCCACCAGUUUCAUGAUGACUUACAGGGAGACAUGCAGUCAAGAGACUUUGAGUAUGUUAAUAGAGGCCGUGGACAAAGGCAGAGACCCUUUCCUGAUCACCCAUCUCACAGUGACUUACAGGAUGACAUGCAGCUGGAAGAUUUUGACUUUGUUAACAGAGGUCGUGGGCAGAGGCGAAGGCUUUUCCAUGACCACCAGUCUCAUGAUGAAUUUCAGGCACAGAUGCAGUUGAAGGAUUUAGAUUUCAUCAACAAGGGGCCCGGGCAAAGGCUGAGACCUUUUCACGACUACCAAACGCAUGAUGACUUACAACCACAGAUGCAGUUGGGAGAUUUUGAAUUUGUUAAUAGGGGCCGUGGGCAUAGGCUGAGACCUUUUCAUGACCAUCAGCCUCACAAUGAUUUACAAACAGAGAUGCAAUUGAAAGAUUUUGAUAAUAGGGGUCCUGGACAAAGGCGCAGACCUUUUCAUGACAAUCAAGCUUAUGAUGACUUACAGGAACAGACACAGUUGAAAGAUUUUGAUUUUGUUAAUAAGGGGCAUGGACAAAGACUGCAACCUUUUCAUGACCAUGACGACUUGCCACGUGAAUGGUGUUCAGACAGAAAUCGGUCAUUUUCCUCCCAUGAAAAUUUACCAGAACCUCACUUUUCUUCUUCUCCUUCACGUCACAGAGAUUACGGAUCUGAUAAUGAUGAUUUCAGUAGAAGUUACAGUAAUCGGCCUAGCUGUCCUGAAGAUAAUAGGAGAACACGUCCUUCAGAUGAAUUUAACAGAGGGGGAAAAAACAGAUUUGCGCCAUAUUCUUCACGCACAAUGCAUCUGUCCUCAUCCAUACACCAGGAAGAUGAUUCAACUGAUUAUGAAAGGAAACCUUUUCAAGGUGAAUUUACAAGAGAUAUGGAGCAAGGCAAAAGAUUACCCAUUGUAACAGUUGAUUACAAUUAUGGUUUGCCACUAGAUUACAGACCUGAAGAGGAAGAGAGAACACAUUAUGAUUUACCUCCAAGAGAGCGCUACAACUGGAACUGAAUAAAAAGAAAGCAUUUGCUCUGAUUAAACCUGUAUAUACCCAUUUUACUUUGUAUGUGGACCAAUUUUUUUUACAAAUUAGAAAAUUCAAGUUUCAAUGUUAAGAGAACUUGUCUCUACUGUAAGACUAGUUUCUACUGAUGUGUGGUUCUUUACAUUUAUGAAAUAGUGUGUGUUAAGUAUAUUUGGAGACAAAUCCUCAACACAUGUGAAAUUAAAAUAGUCCUUGUUUCUAGUGAAAUUGGAACCCUAUAUCCUAAAGCAAACAGCUGACUGAUAGUGGUUGUGUUUUUGUUUAACUUUCUUUAAAUGCAAAUAAUUUCAGGAUGCAAAACUUGUAAUAAAAGCUAAAAAACUGCACCAUAAACUAGACUAGCAUUUGAAAUUAUAGAAAACCUACUAUGAAAAUUAAUAAAGCAGAAAGUAAUGUCAACU